CUGGAAUGAAGAAGCAAAUGAUGGGUUAGGAGAGGGGGUUUGGGGGGUUAUGGGGUGGGGAAGAUAGUAGGGGAGGAUUGUUCGGUUAGAGGUGGAGGUUGCUGACUCUGAAUAUAGCGAUGAUUGAAUCGUCCUCUUCUGAAGGGAGUAAAGAUGAAGGGCCUAUUUGGGAGAUAGAAAAAUUGAGAGAUGUGAGAGCUGUUCUAAAGACAGCCAGAUCGACCCUUCUUAAAGGAGAUAGACAGAUGCAAAAGUGACACCAGCUGAUGAGUAAAAUUUCAGCUUCUGGCUUACUUUCCAAUGAAUAUUCAGGAACAGUUCAAAAGAAGAACAAGAGCCAGACUAAAACUAGGCAGAAAAUAAAGAUGUCUGAUUUUGGAAAAAUACAGAGGUCUCAGUACAUCUCUAAGCUAUUGAAAUAAACCAAAAGAUAAGGUCAUCCGUUACCCUCCCAGAAGCUUCAAUAUUGCUAUGUACAACUUGCCCUCUGCAGCAAAGGAUAUGAAACGAAUCAGAAGAGCCAAACAGAAGCAUAAGAAAGUCAAUAAAGAGAUUUAGUGACACAGGCCGGAAAUCAAAAGCUAAAAAUAUCAAUAACGGAAGAAACACUGAUAGAAAUUCUCGCCCAUUUGAAAAGAGAAGACAUUCCAUGCCUGUAAGAGAGUCUAAAAGAACCUCCCACUCAAAAAAAAGGAGAGAAGAGACACUUAAUAUAAUAAACAACAAAAUCAUCAGGAUCCACUUCAACCCCAAACCCAAAAAGCCCCACCCCUCCAAAACCCCCCGCCUUCUCUCCUCCCGCUUACCCAAAAGACCCCUCCCUCUCCAAGACCAAAACCUCAUAAUAAUCAGCCGCCUGCUCACUACCAAAAAAGCCCCUUAAUUCA
Molecule: messenger RNA, 887 nt
Organism: Moneuplotes crassus
Lineage: Eukaryota; Ciliophora; Spirotrichea; Euplotida; Euplotidae
Source: the annotation of a GenBank genome assembly